Ictalurus punctatus (channel catfish) is the source of this 6478-nucleotide messenger RNA. RefSeq names its product nuclear receptor coactivator 7 (gene ncoa7b). The transcript is spliced from 16 exons. The coding region runs from base 426 to 2942 and encodes 838 amino acids. Gene Ontology annotation, biological process: response to oxidative stress; regulation of transcription by RNA polymerase II. The record is from RefSeq and is a predicted model, not a curated record. Gene Ontology annotation, cellular component: nucleus. Lineage: Eukaryota; Metazoa; Chordata; Actinopteri; Siluriformes; Ictaluridae.
CAUCACAUUUGUAAACACACACACAUACACAGCUAACAGUUGGGUUUCUGUUUGCGUUAGCUUUCUGAUGUGGUGUCACAUUAUAUUUUGAUAUAAACACGCCAGCCGUGGUAUGUUAUCAUUGUAGCGGCUGGCUAGGUAACAUUAUAGUGUAAAUACAUAUCUCAAUAUUUCCUGUUACGUUAAAGAACGAGGGACGGUGGCUGAAAACCGGCGGAAAUAAAACAAAAAACAAAAGGAAAAGCCUAAGCUAGCUAUCCGGCUAAUUAAUCCGAAACGGGGAUCCAUGUGAGGAAACUGGUAAUGACUCGAGAGAAGAUGUAGCUUGAUAAAUAAAUAAGUGUUGGCCAGGAGAGGAGUGGAACCUUCUGGACCUGAGACCUGGAUUUGUUUACCUGGAAGAGUCAUCAGACAUCUUUUCCUCAAUGGAGAAAAAGGAGAAGAAGCCCAGCUACUUUGCCAGGCUGAAGAAGACGCGGCAGCUGAAGCAGGGCCAAUCGGAGAGAGUGGUGGCUAAGGAGAGCCUGUCAGAUACAGACUUGAAGGGAUCAGUCAUCUGUGAGCCCGCCCCUACUGCACAGCUUGACAAGAAAAACCAAGAAAGUGAAAAGCCCAGUAAAACUGAGAGAAGCUUGAGUGGAGAAUCGGUCGACAACUGCAAAUCCAGUGAACAGGCCAAGAAAGAGAAAAGAAAGCCUCCAGGCACUGUCGAGUACACGGUGGGAUCUAAGGACACCUUAAACAGCAUUGCAUUGCAUUUCAAUAUCACCCCAAAUAAACUAGUGCAGCUGAACCGUCUCUUCUCUCGCAGCGUGGUUCCAGGACAGAAACUCUUUGUCCCUGAUACAGGGCAGUCAGAGACGGCCAAGGUUUUCUCAGAUUCUGUGAACGUGGCAGAAAAAGAGUUCCAGGAUGACAGAUCAAGCUGCAGGCCGAGGCACCGGGAACUCUCUCCCCAUUCUGAGGAUGAGAGCCCGGUCAAAUUCCUCAAGAUGAGCUGCAAGUACUUCACCGAUGGCAUGGGAGUUGUUGGCGGUGUGAUGAUUGUAACGCCCAAUAACAUAAUGUUUGACCCGCAUAAGUCGGAUCCUCUAGUGAUUGAGCAUGGCUGUGAGGAGUACGGCCUUAUCUGCCCCAUGGAAGAGGUGCUGUCCGUGGCUCUGUAUGAUGACGUGUCCCGCAUGCAGCUCAAGGAUGCUUUGCCGUCUGACAUACCUCAGGAUCUGUGUCCAUUAUACAGGCCAGGUGAGUGGGUGGAACUUCCAUCUGAACAGGACCUGAACCCCUUCAGCCGCUACGAGGCCCUCGGCAAACCCAACCGCCCAAUCGUAUUGGAUGACAUUGAGACAGCGAAUGAUUGCCCCCCCGCUGACAAGUCACCAUCCGAUGAAGGCUUCACCGAGCUUGAGCUGUUGCAGAAUGACUCCGGAACCGAGAACGGAAGUACCGAAACUUCUCACUGUAGGCCUGAGACUUCCAACACUACCUGUCUCAGUCUGGAAGAGACAUCUUUACAUGAUCUGAGUCAUUCAGUGGAAACAAAAAUGAGUGUGCUGGUCCUCACAGACCAGAGAGCGGAGGCAGUGAGGUCGUGUGAUGCAGACCAUGUAGAGGAUGAGGAUGAAGGCGUUCAUAAUCGUUCCACAGAUGAGAUCGUAGAUCCGGUCUUAGAUGGGGACAAAAACAGCGCACUGUACACUGGAACAGAGCCUAGUGCAAAAGGACACAGGGUUACUGUAGUGGAUGAGCUGAAAGAUGCAGAGGAUUUAAAUAAGGCUAAGAUUCUUACUCAUGAUUCUCCGCAAGUGGAAGAAGUAGUAGUAGUAGUAGUAGCUGAGGAUGAAAAAAGAAUGGUAAGCUCUCGGGAUGUUGCUGUGGAUUCUGGAAAAUGUUCUUCUGGACCAGGCUAUGAAGAUGAUAAGGAGACAAUGAAGAGACCAAAUGCAGAUGAAGAGUUGAGCAAGAAGGAGGAAGAUUUGCAAAACAAUGAAACGGAGAUGUCAUGGCUGAUGAAAAGGAUGCAGGGCCCAAUUGAAGAUAUGCUACUCUGUGCCGAAGAGAAAAGCAAGAAACCACCUAUGUUCCUGUGCUUCAAAGUAGGGAAACCCAUGAAGAAAUCCUUUGCUACUGGUCGAACCUCUAGCCCCACCCACUUUUUUGGGAGUAGAGGGAAACACCCAGAGUACUGGUUUGCGGUACCACAGGAAAGGGUGGACCAUCUCUACUCAUUCUUCAUCCAGUGGUCUCCUGAUGCCUAUGGGAAAGAUGCACAGGAGCAGGGCUUUGUAGUCGUAGAGAAGGACGAACUUAACAUGAUUGAUAACUUCUUCAGUGACCCAGUGCCCCGAAAUUGGGAGAUCAUCACCAUGAAUGAAGCACGGAGGCGGCAGAGUUUUGGCACUUUUGAGGAUGAGGAACCAAUGGACCUAUUGUCUGUUCUGAUGGAACCCAGCAAGUUAUUUGAGGAUACACACAUUGAGAAGUUGGCUGCUCGACUUCCAGCUCGGGUUCAGGGUUAUCCAUGGAAGCUGGCCUACAGUACAGUGGUGCAUGGAACCAGCUUGAAGACUCUGUACAGGAACCUGGGGGAGCUGGACUGCCCUGUGCUGCUGGUCAUUAAAGAUAUGAACAAUCAGGUUUUUGGCGUGUUCUCUACUCACCCAUUCAGAGUUAGUGAGCACUAUUAUGGCACUGGGGAGACCUUCCUCUACACCUUCAGCCCUGAAAUUAAGGUGUUCCGCUGGACUGGUGAAAACUCCUACUUUGUGAAGGGAAACUUGGACUCUCUCCAGAUCGGAGGUGGAGGGGGUCAUAUUGGCCUGUGGCUGGAUGCUGACCUGUUUCAUGGAACCACCUCCAAAUGCGCCACUUUUAACAACCAACCACUGUCAUCACAACAAGACUUCACGGUCCAAAAUCUGGAGGUGUGGGCCUUUGAGUAAAGUCCUCAAAUGUAUACUCUAAUACACAUGCACACACACACACACAUCUUCACAUACCAUGUGAACAAAAAAAUAUAUAUAACACAAACAAAGAAACAUAAAAACAAACCUAAUGGCAAGUAAUAUAAUAUGCUGGAGACAUGGUCUACUGCUGGUUAUGUGGAGAUACUCUUCCAAAAAGGUUUCCAAGGCACUAGUUUUGACAUGAGACCAAACACUACAAGUUUACCAGGUUGUCUGUUGUGCUCAUUCAGAAUAGGAUGAAGGGUAAGAGAGAAGCAGGCUUCUGUUUGUACCUCACUUAGACUGCCUUAAUAUUGUACACCUAUCCCAGCAUGCGAUAGUAUAUACAAGCUCUGCAUAAAUAUAACCCUUAUAGGCUGUGACUGCAGAGCCUUAGCCAUAUUCAUCAUGCUAGUGAACCUUGGAAUGAGCUGAAAUUUUAUAUUUGAAAUUUUCUCCAAACUUCUGUGGAUUUGCCGAACAGGGACUAUGAUGAUGUUUACAAAAAGGAAGAUGAGAUCAGUUUGGUAUUGGUUAGGGGUUUUGGUGAAUCUUUAGUUCACUAAAAGCACGAGUGGCGUGACUGAUAUGGAUGCCAUUCAUGUGAAACACAUUCCAUUUAAUAAAAGCGAACUAUUUUCUUGACCAAAGCUUUUUAUUUAUGCCUUUCCAUGUACAUUUUUUGUUUGUUUGUUUUAUAUUGUUUGUGUGUUUUAAAUAUUUGAAGUCAUGUCUUUUUAAUUGAAAGUUAUAUAUAUACAUAUUUCCUGUAUGUGAGGAUUCUGUUCACUUCAGUUUUGUGUGUUUUAUAUGAUUUAUAUUAUAAGGACCUUGUUUGGUCAACAUUAAGCUGGGCACAUGGUAGAAGCAAUGUCAGAAUUACAAGUUUGUAACUGAUAAAAUUAUUGAUUAUUUCACUGUGGUUGUGUUCCAGUUCUCCCACUAAUACACACCAAUAUUAUUCACAAUGCGGUCUAAUGCCAGUCAGUACUUUAGUGAUGAAUAGUAGAAUCAUGAAUACAAGCCAGUAGUGGCAGUAUACUAGUCAUUCCAACAGGUCCCUGCAUGCUUUCAUUGAUGGUUUGUUGGCAUUUUAACUUUUGAUGGCAUUCCCAGUGAAUUUGUUUCUCUCAGAUUAUACUCUAGAGUUUGUUCAAAACAAAAGCUGUGAAUUAUGGAAAAUUAAUGUAAUGGUGCACUAUUAAGUGUAUGAAUGUUACUAACACUUGUUUAUUCUAUAAACAUAGAACAAGGAAGUUAAGUGUGUUGUAAAGGUUAUCUCUUGGUAUUGACAAGUUUGAACAAAGGAAACAAAAUUUAAAACUGACAGAAAUUCUUUUGAAUUUGAGGUGUCUGUCACAUGUUUGAUGGUUGGAUGAUGUUUAUCACUACACUCAGAAAUCCCUUUUCAUGCUUACCUAAACUAACACCAGAUACAUGUAGUGGUGUGCUUAGUCCACUUUUAAUUAAGCUUUGUUUCCUCAAUGUGAUUGUGAUCGGUCAGUUCAGUUUAAAACCGCAGUAUGUGCACUAAAUUCCUGCUAAUCUUUAAACAGCUCGCCAUGUUUAAAUGUCAAAUGUAAAAGGAAAAUAAAUAUGUCCACAAAAAUACAUUUCACUUUAAAUGUUCCAAAGUGUUUGUUCCAUGAAUCCAAAAUAUGUCCGGCUCUAUUUCACCCCUCCUAACUGCCAAGGGUAGAGUGUCGCACAACCCUGUGCAUGUGCGCUCAUAUCCUGAGAUCUUCCAACAAGGUCGUUAGGGCUGUAUGACACAGUACUCGCUAUAACUGCCAUCGCUGUCUUCUUCCAUCUCAGCUGUGCACAUGAUAUUACGGACUAAAUGAACACGGUAUGGAGACUUUUGCUUUGCAACUUGUGUCUGACAUGCAGGUGUUCCUUCCUCCAAAGCAAGGAUUAGCUUCUGCGUAUUUCUUACCACCAUGGUAAAUGUGCUUUUCUUCCAUAUUACAAGCAUUAUUCACACAACGCUAGUGGGUUCUGUAUGCCCUCUUAGCAACAAGUCAUGUGGUUGUUUCUCUUUUGCCAAUUUCUAUUCACCAUAUGAUUAGUGAUGCAUCAUUUUGUUUUUCCCUUGUCUCUUACCUCCUGGGCAUUUUCUCCUUUCUCCACAUUCCCCAGCAACUAGCUCUGGGCAACAGAGCUUGUGAAUAACACAUUGCUAGAAAAGUAGAGGGGCUCUCCUGCUAAUUUAGCUAGAUUCCAACUAUUUCACAGUUCUUUUGUGGCCAGUGGCAGUUGUGGUUCUCUGUGGCAGAGGCGAACAGCCCAUGAGGACCGGAUACCCUGACAUACAUCUUGCCUCACCAAUUAUAUCCUCCAGCACUCAUUUUCUCAACUCCACUCCUGGCUACAAAGUCCUACUCCUGGCACCAAAAUGGCCAGCAAGACGAGUCUCACUGCUUCUUUUAUCACUUGUUAGCUGACAGCUUCCUCAUCCCUGCAGAUCUGCUGCCUCAGAUAGUGUUCAACUUGCCUCCUAGAGUUCCUAGAAUUUUGAACUUUUUGUGACUGCUAAACAGCAGCAAGUCCCCAUCUACUGUAAAGGCUUAUGCAGCAGCCAUUGCAUCACACUACUGCGCUGUGGAUGGGUCCCAUAGACUUGGUUCCUUUCUGAAGAGGGGAAAAUACCACAAUCUUCCACGGGUCCCUUGGAGCCUUGUAUGGGACUCCCCCUUAGUGCUGCAGUCCAUUAAAGCCCCUCAUUAUGAGCCGAUGUGUAAAGAUGACAAGUGGAUGUCUUUUUGAAAUCUGUCUUCAUUCUAGCAGUUACUACUAUUCUUGCGAUAAGCUCACCUUGUAUGCGUUGACUGCAAGAUGAUUUGGGUGUGACCUUUCGACUUCAGGAUUUCUGCCCCUGCUCACGUUUGUAAAACAGUUUAUAUAAACAAGCCUUGCAGUCAGUAGAGGGUGAGUCUGCAAAGCAUUCAGUGUCAAAGUUCAGCCCACUGGGUGAUCAUUACCAUAGGCUACAGACAGUCUGAACUUCCUGGCCCUAUUGUGACAAGAACCUCCUACCAGGAGCAACUCCUACUCACAUGCUUUAUGUAGAGGUUCCAUUCCAUAAGUCUGUGUUCCUGCUACCAUGUGUAAGGUUAACCCUGUCUCUCUUGCUGACGUCGUCUUUGACAGUUCUUUGGCCACCUUUCAGGUUGUCCUAAGGCAAGGAUAAGUUACGUUGUUAACUGUUAUGACUGUGGUUCGGUCGUGCCCUGGAUAACCACCAGAGUUCCUUGUCAAGCAUCUCUGCAAGAAGGUUGUAGGGAAUGAUUGAUGUAUGAUGGAAGUAUUUAUAUCAAAUACUACGUCAUAGGUUACUACAUGACCUUGCUGGAAUAUCUCUGCAUGCCUGUACAUUCAACAACAUGGCAUUCAAGUGUUACACACCACCUCUGGCUGUUAUCAGGGCUUCAUAGAGCCGUAGCGUAACUAGUUAUAUGUUACCACCAAUGAAUGUUCUAUUUAUUGUUGUUAUGCUGAAUUGAAUUCAAUAAAAUAAUAAAUGUAUAACACAA